Owenia fusiformis is the source of this 531-nucleotide messenger RNA. The record is from the annotation of a GenBank genome assembly. Lineage: Eukaryota; Metazoa; Annelida; Polychaeta; Sabellida; Oweniidae.
GAACACCUCUGAUCAUUUCAGCAAGAAUACAUCUGUUUAAUCUACAAGAUAUAGAUGAAAAGAAUCAAUUACUGAAAACAGUAGGAUGGGUCAAUAUGAUAUGGAGGGAUGACAGACUCCAAUGGAAUCCUGAGGAUUAUGGAGGCGUGAGAGAAAUCCAUGUCCCUAAUCAUUAUGUCUGGAUACCUGACCUUUAUAUUGCAAAUAGCCAAACAUUCAACACAUUCCAGUAUAGUACAGACAACAGGGCCGUGAUCUACCCCAGUGGAGAAGUUCUUUUCUGUCCUGGAAAACACUUUGUCACAACCUGCACCAUUGAUGUCACAUAUUUCCCAUUUGAUGUACAAACCUGUCGCAUGAUUAUGAUGUCUUAUACAUACAAUGAAAGUUAUGUGAAACUGACAACUGAUCCAUGGCCUAAAACAGUCCAACUGGGAGAUAUCUUAGAUCAUCAUGGAGAAUGGAUCAUUGAAGACUCGUGGGUUACAGUUACUCCAACGGACUACACAUAUUCAAGUAACACCCAUCAAC